UUUCAGAGUAGAAGAUUAAAGAUCACAACUAAUUUGGGGCAGGUUGAAUGCGAGCAAGUACAUGUAAGAACUGAUGCUUUAAUUUACUAGAAGUAUAGUAGGUCAGAUCUGGGAAAACUUGUCAGCAUUUGGUACAGAUGGUGUUAUGCUCCACAUAAGUCAAUAUUCUAAGCUUUUUCCUUAAGGAUGUGGUAUUCACUGGAAAAUGUCAUUGGUCAAAGAGAUAAGGAAUAAAGCAGGCUCAGAGGCAUCCAGCUUUCUACCCCAUUCCCCAAAUCUAUCAAAGCGUCCUUUCAGACAGUGGUAUCAGAAAGCAGUUGGUCAUUGUCUGUGCUGUGGAUGAAAGGAAUCAGGCUACCUGCUAGCGUGCCUUUAGCAACUUUACAGAACAUCUUUCCUAACAGCAGCUGUUGCAUAGAACAGAAAUCUCUCUGAAGAAAAUCACCGCCUGAAUAACUGUGUACUGUAUUUUUUUUUGUUUUGUUUCAGAGCUGCUAUGUAACAUGCAAAGUGAGAGUGGUUUUGCUUUGUCUCUUAGGGGAAAUCUUGGUAACUGCCUCAACCAAUUGUUAAAAGCCACAAAUCAGGAAGUCAAAAUGAUAGAACACUUCAGUGACAGUUGCACGCAGAAAGAGACAACUCAGGAAGCCGAGUACAGAAAUCUAACUAAUAUAAUUGCUGCAAAAGCAAGGCUAGACUUAAACAUGCAGGAUGCUGAGGUACCUCCUAAACACAGCAGAAGCAGUGUGGUUUCCUCCCAGCUAUAUCAGUUUCUGGAGAUGCCUACGUAUUACACAGAUAUACUGGAAAUACCCUACAGAGAAAAUGGAUAAUAUGAUCUAAGAGAGUGGGGUUUUUUGUUUCUCACAGCCUGACAACAGAGUUGAUAAUUAGAUCUCUCCCUUAAGUAACAUGCAAUCAUAGUUGUUUUGUUUAUUUUGAAGCAAUUUGUAAUUUUCUGUCUACUAAAAUAAUGUUAAGUUUGACACCUUUUCUGCCAGGCACUCAAAACAUAUGCAACAGUUAAAACCGCUGCAAAGUUAUGUCUGCCAACAUCACUUUGAAGAGAUGUCUGGACAUGUUGUGUGAGCGAACCUUAAUAAACAGAGCUGAAUGGAAAAACUCAACAUGGAAUUAUUUUAAAAGCACUAUUGAGGUUUAUUGUGAAACAGUUGCAGUGUUAAUGAGAAAUCAGCAGUAAACCGCAUACCACAAGCGUUCUGUGUGAGCUGAGGAAGAUGCAGUGUUCUAGUGCAUACCUCUGAAGGAGCUGAUCUGCAUCUUUCCUGGGCAUGGAGGUGCCAUAUGUCCUUCUCUUAACUAGACUCAUAGCAGAAGUUGCGAGCAAAUCUACUGAAAGUUCGGUUUCAGAAACAGAAUGCUGUGUAGAUAUGUUGGAUUCAAACAGUUCCUGUCCAGUAACCAACCAGUGCAGUCCAGGUUGUUACAGGCGAUGGAAUGAAGAUGGUAGUAGCAGCUGCAUUAAAUGCAAAAAUGAAACCCUUCCUGUUUCGUCUGCUUCCAAUCUAACUGAAUGCAGAAAUACUGGUAUCAGAGGAAUGAAUUUCCAAAUGAAUAUAAGCACCGUAACUCCUUUCAUACAGAACAUAGGGGGCCCAGAAGUGGCAGCCUCUCUCAUCUUAGGGACUUUUUUCAUCAGUUUAUUCCUGAUUCUGUCUGUUGCUUCUUUCUUCUACCUCAAACGUGCCAAUAAACUUCCUAAUGUUUUCUACAGAAGAAACAAAGCAUCUGUUCUCCAGCCUAGUGAAACAGCAUCCAUGAUACCUCCCCCAGCUUCUUCAGUUCGGAAGCCACGAUAUGUCAGACGAGAACGGUCACUAGUGACGUCUGCAUCUGCUGCUAUGAUCUCUUCUUCCGAAACCAGGGUCAGCAAUGUUUAGCCUUCAUUCUUGACUGAGGAAUUUAUAAGUGUACACAGUGUCGAAGAAACUUUUUCUGAAUCCACUGAAGUGCCAGGAAAACAUCGCAAGCAGCUGACCUAAAUGGAAGCCAAAUUACCGUAUCAAAGGGUUUGUGCCAAGUGUUAACAGAGAAGUGAACUAAUGCAAAGAUACUGAUGGCAGGCUACAUCCAGUUUGGUGAACUGCUUUGGUGAUCUUGAAAUGCACUGUUCCAGCUCUGUGGUUUCAUUUGUCUCCUACAGAUGCUGUGUUUUAAGUCUUUAAAGAAUCUGCCUUUCUUUGGUACACUUUUAGUUUUGGCAAGUUCUUCCUGUGUUGUGAUGUGUUCUGUGUCCCCAGAGCUGAAUGUCUCAGUGCUGCAGGCCAACACAAAAUACUGCGAUUACUCAAGGAUGUGGACUUGUUUGAAGGACCCACUUGUAAAUGCUAACACUAAGUGCCACUGCUUUAAUGUUGUAGGACAGUAUAACGAUACUUAACACGCAGUAUCCUUUUGAAGCAAAAAACGAUGCCUCCUGAAGCAUCCUCUUCAGCCUAUGACAUAGCUGACCCUGGGUUUUAACUGUGAAUGUAGACCCACUAUCCAGAUACUGUUGUUCUUGGUGCUUUUGAAGGCCAUGGUCGGUAUGGGUCCAAUCCCGAGGGUGGGAAUUUGUUGGGAAGCUUUUCCAAUUGGCUUCAACUCUGUCCUUGGAUAAAGAGCCAUUUGCUAUGGCUUUGUAACUGAUAGGCUGCUAUGUCUGUCCUGCAAAGGCUGUCUCUGAUAGCUUCCUUCCUUUAACACAGUAGUUGAAGGGAAACCAAAAUUCCUGCAGGGUAGCUGUGCAUCCAUUAAACAUCUUGGUGAGUACUGAGACAAACUGGAGAGGUCAAGUGAAUUUCUGCCAAUGCAAUAAGGGGUUUCUUUGGUCAAGCCCUUUGUUAACGUGCCUGACAUCUGCAGGCCAGCACCUUAUGACAGAGCUCAACAAGUAUUUCCUUGUUGAAAGUGCCAGCCUAAAUACCCCUGCUCUCAGAUGCUUGUUCUGGCCCAUCUUAUGCCAGCUGUGUGGCUGAGUAGUCACUUGAUCAGGAAAUUAAAGUAGCUGUAAAAUAACUUCUUGGCUAGGUUAUCCUUCCCUAAUUUAUUUCCUGGUAUGGUUGACUCUGUUGCCAUGUGAACACAUAUAUUGGCAUCAUGGACACAGUGGUAUGGGCAUAAGAGUGGGUGACUGGGAAAUAAGUGAAAAACCUGAGGUUGCUAAAUUGGUUGAAGUGUCACUGUCACCGUAUGUGAAAUUAUAACUAUGCAGCUUGUGCAUUCCCACCUACCUGUGUUGCUGUUGCCUGUUUUGGUUUAGCUGGCACUCCAUUAUGGGUCUGUGCUCCUAAAAUAAAUUACUUGGAAGCUCUUCAUCAGCAUCCAUUGGCAUGAACAUAAACUGGAACAGUCAGUUCUCUUUUUCAGGAAAAUGUGAACAUAACUGUCUUGAGUUGACAUGACAUCCAUAUGGAGAGUCCAAACCUUGUGACCCAGAUUCCCUUUCUCUGUGGUUAAAAGCUUAUUCAAAGCAAAAAGAUGAGAUCUGGAAUGGGAGGAGAUAUAUUUAUCUGUUGAAUAGACCUGUUUCUAUGUAAGUUUCAGUGCAGUUGUAUUUUAUAGCUCCCCUUGACAAGGUAAUGCGAUCUCUUGUAGCAUCCAAACAAGUUAGGGCAAAGAUUGGGGGUAAAGAACAAACCAUGGAGAGACUCCUGUGCCAAAAAAAAAAAAGGCAAGCUUGAAUUGCAGUAUGGAGAAAUUUAAGAUUGUCUAUCACAAUGAUAAAUUAGUUUUUGUCCAAUAGAAGAGAAGGUUAAGACAGCAGACAAAGCCAUUUUGAGACCCUUCAGCUUUCAACAUAAAAUGUGCUUUAUAAUUCAGAUGUUCCAAGUUCAGUAGGUGGCAGUUUUGUUUCUGUCAUUUUUGAUGUCUUGUUAUCUUUGUGCUGCUGCGAUUUUCCACAGGUAGAAAUUAUGUCUGGAGAUCAUAGGUUUUUCCUGAACUUAGUUGCUGAAUAUUUUCCUAACUGCGAAGGAAAAGGAGUAACUAUGCAAAUAAUGCCAAGAAACUGCAACUUUGAAAGCAGGGAGUUUCUGCUUGCAAACCUGUUGAUGAUAGUGCAUUCUUGUAUAUUGCUUAGUUGCUAAUAUAUUCUUUCUAUACAUAAAUUAUUGAAGGAUCAUUCACGUCAUUGUACUGUCUGAACCCUAUCUCAUCCUGUCUUGUAACUUAGCUUAAUGUCAAGCAUCUAAUGCUUUAACUUCUCUGCAGUCAAGUUUUUCUCGAUGAUAACAUCUCUUCCCUUUCCCAUACUCUUUCCCCCAGCACAGCAAACUCUUUUAAAUGCAGCAGAUAUUUUUACUUUUUGUGUGUGUGUUUCAGGAACUGUUCAGCUUUUGUUGCUGUCUGACACAGUGGACUCCUGGUCUAAACAGUUUCUCAUUUGUUUGCACUGUCAAAUUAAAUAUAUAAUGUGGUGUUUUGGUUUCCAUCCCCCUUUAAAAUAAUAAUACAUACCUAUAUAUAUUUUAAAAAAUGUGCUUUAAUGAACCCUGAUAUUUAAUGUAUUUGUAUAUUUUUAAAUUGUGCCAAAAUAAACAUUUGAGC
Molecule: messenger RNA, 4548 nt
Organism: Falco peregrinus (peregrine falcon)
Lineage: Eukaryota; Metazoa; Chordata; Aves; Falconiformes; Falconidae
Gene: C3H1orf159
Product: chromosome 3 C1orf159 homolog
Exons: 10
Coding region: 1293-1901 (202 amino acids)
Source: RefSeq, a predicted model, not a curated record